Rhineura floridana is the source of this 5742-nucleotide messenger RNA. It is a transcript of the gene SYCP2, whose product is annotated as synaptonemal complex protein 2. The transcript has 46 exons. The record is from RefSeq and is a predicted model, not a curated record. Bases 360 to 5000 code for a protein of 1546 amino acids. NCBI's taxonomy places the organism in Eukaryota, Metazoa, Chordata, Lepidosauria, Squamata, Rhineuridae.
CCGCCCGCCUUCCACCUCAAGGCGCCUUAACGUGAUUGGCUCGCUCGAGGAGGGGGCUUACUCUGGAAAGCCUUCUCUAGAGCUCGGAAGUUGAUUGGCUGAAGGGAAGGUCGCGCCUCGUUGUGGUCUUUCUCGUCGGGCCGUGUUGUGUGAGGAGAGCGGGGGGGUAGAGCUUUGGUUUCACACGCCUCUCGGAAACCCUUUUCACGUCCGCCUCGGUCCCUUCAGGGCCACCCCUUCUAAGGGUGCUCGCCAGGUUUCUAUUAUUUCUGAGAUGGUCCAUGCUACUUCUGGCUUUCUGGUUGAAGAUGAGAGAUGGUACAUCCAUUGCACUGGCUUAAGUAUAUGCAACUGCCAAAAUGCCUGUUAGGAGGCGGGAAGGACAGCUGGAAAAAUGUAUAGAUGAUGCUACAAGAAAAAAUGACUUCCAAGCAUUGGAACAGUUCUUGGAAACUGAUUUUUCUGGUGGUAUUUCUCACAAAUGCAGCAAACAGUUUCUCAACAAAUUAGACAGACUUAUAUGCCAGGGACUUGACAAUGAAGAAGUCAAGAAUGUUUCCACUUUGUUGAAUACUCUUCAGAAACAAGGCAGAAAUAUCAGCAUAUUAGGUGAAAUUGGGUUCUCAGCAAUGAUAGAAUAUGGUCUUGUUCAAAAGAUGGUUAAUUGGUUUGAAAAGGCCAAAGGAAUUGUCCAAAAUACAGUAACUGGAAAAAACCACAAAUUUACCACUUUGUUUGAAGACUUCUUUGAUGUCCUGAUGAUAGUACAUGAUACCAGCAGUGAAGGUAAAAUACAAAUACUGGAUAAUUUUAUUUUGAGAACAUGUACUCUUGCUGGUGAUAAAAGAAUUAACAUUUAUAUUCAGCAAGAGAAGCUGAUGAGAGUGGUCAUUAGGAGAUUUGAGGCAGUAAGAAAAUUGAACACAAUGCUUGAUUCUAUGCCUCGGGAUACUAGAAAGAAAAUUAUUUCUACUGAGGAAAUGCAAGAUGUCAUGAAUGAUAUGGGGAAAAGAAUUUUGGAAGCUGGGGACUAUGACCUCCAAGUUGCCAUUACAGAAGCUUUAUGCAGAAUGACAUCAGAAAAACAAAGAAGAGAACUGGCCAGCCAGUGGUUUUCAAUGGAGUUUGUUAGUAAUGCAUUUAAAGGAAUUAAUGAUUCUGAGUUUGAAACAGAUUGCAGAAAGUUUCUUAACCAAGUGAAUGGCAUGCUUGGAGACAAAAGAAGGGUUUUUACCUAUCCUUGUUUAUCAGCUAUACUUGGUCAGUAUGAGCUACAGAUACCAGCAGAUGACAAUCUUGAAGAAUUUUGGAUUGAUUUUAACAUUGGUAGCAGAAGCAUAUCCUUCUAUGUUGCUGCAGAUGAUGAUGGACAUCAGUGGGAAACUGUGUGCAUUCCUGAAGAUGAAGUCAAAACAUGCAUUAUUGAAGAAAAAGACAGAAAGAAGUUGUUGAUAAUACAUCUAAACAGUCCAAUGACUGUGGGUAUCCAAGAAGGGGAGAAAAUAAUACUGCAUUUUGAUUCUGCAUUGGAAAUUGUGGAUGCAGUCAGGAAACUUUAUGGCGCAAAUAAAUGUCAGGGAUUUACAAAGAAGAGUACUAUGUCAGUUGCCAAAACAACAGUACAUGUUAUUUUUGAUGAAAGUGGAUCACAGGUUCUUGUACCGGAAAGUCAGAUAUCAUCUUUGGAAGAAAAAUCCUCUAUACCAUUGGAAGAAAAGGGUAGUUAUUCCCUACCACAUCAAUAUUUUCAGAUACAGAAAAAUCCAAAUCAAAAACUUAAUAAGGUGGACUUCCAAACAGUUCAAUCCAAGAUUACCCCAGGUAAAAGGAAAGUGUCUGAGGCAUCAGUGAUUGUGCCAUCCACUGCCAGAUUGUCUAUGCGAAGUCCAUUACCGUCAGUUAAUACUUCAACUCCACGAAAAGGCAGAGUGAAGACAGCUCUUCAAAUGAUGAGUUCUGUGGGAAGAACUGAUAUUUUCUCAAUACCGGAAAGAACAAUCAAUUUUGAUCAAGAAGAUGAUUAUGUGCCUGUAUCUUCUGUUACCAAGUAUCUAAGAAAAAAUAAUUCUGCUGAAGAAAAGCAAGUUCCAAUUCAAAAUGUUUUUGACAUGCUUCGCAAUGAGGAAGAUUUAGACAUCAGUGAAAAACAAAAAACAGAUGAAUUAAUAGAUAUUGUUCCUGAUUCUCAGCCAGCAGACAAAAGUGACAAAUCAUUAUUACCUGGCAUUCUGGAAUAUUCUGUUGGAGAAACUAAAACCCAGAAAAAACAGAUGUGUUGGGUACCUGAGAAGAUAAUAUCACAUUGUAACAAGCAGAAUAUUAGUGCAUUGGGAAGUACAUUCUAUAAAGCUCCUAAUUCAUGUAGUAGAGCUGCCAAGCAAAGAGCUUUCACAUCAAUAUUUGAAAUGCCUUCUCCAGACUUGAGAAACAAACAGCAUUGUAAAGAAGAAAUCGUGGAGCAACAGCACAAUGAAACCAAUAAAAUACCAGUAAAGACUGGCAAGAUAAACAGCACAGAGUCACGAAACAGUUUUCAUCAUUUAGAUGAGAAAAUAUCAGAAGAUAGCAACAUAAAGAUUGUUCCUAGUAAACAUGAAAUAUCACUUAAUGCAACCAGAAUGAAUGACAGUAUAGUAAAUUCAAGACACUCGAAAUUAGUUAUGGAAACCAAUGAUGAUGCUAGCUUUGAUGUUUCUUCUGGAAAAGAAGCUGCUGAUAAGGAAACUGAUCAGACAGAAAAACCAAAAGAAAUGGUUGAAGCUGCAGAAAUGUUAAUAAGUAAAAUCAGCAACAGAUACAAAGAAAUGGAUGGAGCUAAAAGUACAAGAAAACUGUGCCAGUCAUUUGCUAACAGGAGCACAUCUUCAAAUAAAUCUGGUUUCGGUGUUAGUAAGAAAAAACCUCAGAACAGAAGUUCUAAAGAUUUAAAAACUACUCUGCUUAAUAUAACUACUGGGCACCUUACGGAUGAUGUCUACAACUUUAAUCUAAGUGGAUUUGAUGAACCUACAAUAAAGCUUGGAAUCCAAGAAUUUCAUAUAACUAAACUGGAAGCUACUACAGAUCUUCCAAAGAAAAUGAAUCAUGGAAAUAAAGGGAAAAGUACAACUGAAAAGAAACAAGAUAAGAAGAACAGAACUAAUAAAAGCAAGAAGCACCUUUUUAGUGACACAGACACAGAAUGUAGAGGCAGUGACACCAAGACUGAUAUUAGCUGGUUAAGAGAAUCAAAUAGAAAACUUAAACCUCAAUUGAUAGACUAUAGCAGAACCAAAAAACAGAAGAAGUCUAAAACUCUGGACGCAGAUAAGUCUCCUAUAUUACCAAGCAUGAGGGAAAUAUCUCAACAAAAGAAAACCAUAAAGAAUAAGGUAUCUGUUUCUACAAAUCAAAGUGACAAUGAUGCUGGGGGGAAAACACAAGCAGUCAGAUCAAAACAACCCAGAAAAGUGGCACUAGCCAAAAUAUGUUAUAAAGAACUCUCAAAUUCAGAGGCUGAAAGUGAAGAGGAAUGUUCAACGCACUUAACUAAGAAAGACAUUUUAAAAGACCAUCCAGAACACAAAAGUAUGAAAAGCAAAGCUUUUAAUAAGCCAAAGGCACAACAGUGUAUUGUUUCUAGUGAGACAACCAAAGUAAAAAUGGUAAACCAACCAAAAAAGCCCACUAAGUCAAAAGAUGAUGUGCCAAAAAAACAAAUGGAGUUAUCACCAUUGCCUUCAUCUGAGAGUCUACCUUCUUUGGAGAUAAUGAGAAGCUGUGAGAAGGAUACAGAGGAAGAAUCUACUGAAGAAAAUAUUUCAGUGAGAAGAUCAUCUUUAUCUCCCUUUAUUCAAGAGUUAACACCUGAAAAGGAAUCUUUCGACAACAUCCAAAACAUGUCUGCUUUAGUGAAAAUGAAUAAAUUAAUGCAGCUUUCUGAAAAGGGCAAAGCAAAGACAUUUGAAACUGAAGACUUGUCACCUGUUUUAAGUCCAAUUCCUUUGUCGAACCUUAGUCCUUUCACUACAAGAACAAAAAUCAUUAGUGACCAAGAUGCAGAUGUUGCUAAGUAUCCAGAGAAAAAAUAUGGUCCUGAUGAAGCAGCUAGCAUAAAAAAUUACCCUUCAAACAGAUCAUCUGAUGUAGAACUGAAAGAUCUUUCUGAAAGCCUCAUGAAAAAUGGAAAAGAGGGUUCUGAAUCGCCAUCUCAAUUAUCCACACCAAGCAGAAGCAAAGAAGAACUAUGGCAUGAGGAACCUCUUGCUCACAUACAUGAAUCUGGACCUACAGUACAUCCUAAUUUCAAACGAUUGUACCGGGAGGGUACAGAAAGUGAUUCUGAUGAAGAAGAAAUUAGAAGAGAGGAAAGAAGAAGAAAGCUGCUCCCUAGAAAGUUAUUUAGAGGAGAUAAUGGCACUUAUAAAGUUUCUGAAAGCAUGUCUACUUUGUCCAUUAAUGAUACAUCUGUAUUGGAUGGAGAAAGCUGGGAUGCUGACCCUUCAAGUGUAGGGAUUAUUUGUCAGAAGGUUCAUAAGGAGUUUGCCAGGAAAAUACAGAGUCGCUCAAAAAGAAUGGACAGUUUUACACAGCAGUCAUUGAAAACAGCUCACCAGCGUAUGAAUGCAAUGAGUAGUGAGUUACAUAAGUGCAGGACCAAACAGCUGGAACAUCUUCAUUCCUGCCUUAUCGAAGAGCUUGAAUGUUUUGAAAAAGAUUCACAGGCUUUGAGAAAUAUGGAAAAAGACUUCUCAAACUUUUCAAAGAAGCAUUCUGAAACAUUUAGCACUUACAAGAAAAAUGAGCAACAGAGAUUUCAGAAUCUUAAGACUUCAUUUGAAAAGAACAUUUACCAUACUGCUGACAUGGAGGAAAACAUUUUCACAUCUGAGAUGCAACUAAUGAAAGAAGGCAUGAAGGGACUUCAAGAAAAAUUUCUUAAGGAAAUGCAUGAAGAAGAAUUGCAUAAUGUUCGCAAAGGACUACAGUCACUCUUUGUGGCAGAAGAUGGAAAAUUCUAACAUAGUUUAUGAUGUAAACACAACUAAUUGAAGGAGUACAUGUUUGUAUUGCAUUUUGGUAAUGUGAGUGACCCAUCAUUUCUGUAACGGGACAUCUCUCAGUCAAUUGGAUCUAAUUAUAGAGAGCAAGCAAUUUUCAUGAACGUGCUCUUUAUUAUUGUAAUUUAUGUAUAUAAAGUAUUUUUAUGUUAAAAGGUGUUUGUAUUUUGCUAGAUGUGGUAGGAUCUAAUAUGUAAAUGUUUUGUUUUUAAACCUUAUGUUUUAAAAGGAAUUCCAAUAAGUGAGGUAUAUUUCUAAGAUACGAUGGCCAGCUAAAUUUAGUCAUAAUUUCACCCUGGGUUUCCAUAGGAUUUAAUCAUGGCUAAUUUUAAAGAACUGGCACCAUUCUAAAUUCUAAAGUAAAUUAACUAUACUAUUUUUUUUUAAAAAAACUUGCCAUAUGAUGAGCAAAGAAAUUAGGUCUUUGGAUAUGUUAAUAAUCUUACCAUUGAAAAUAGCAGCAAACAUAUUGUACACAUUGUGAAAUGCAGGCUGUAAUUAGAAAUUCUUUAGCAAUUAAAGGGAAAUUAAAUGCUGUUCAUAAAAGUUUCAUCCAAGUUAUUUGGAGUAUUAGCUUUCAACUGGAAUUCCUUAUUGUCCAAACAUUUUUAAAUGUGUUCCUUAACUGUUUUGGGAAUGUAUAUUUGAAAUUACAAAAAUAUACAUUUUAGAUUAAAAAAAUUUUUUACAAAAUAUUUACGCU